Pygocentrus nattereri (red-bellied piranha) is the source of this 2448-nucleotide messenger RNA. RefSeq lists its product as uncharacterized. The record is from RefSeq and is a predicted model, not a curated record. Lineage: Eukaryota; Metazoa; Chordata; Actinopteri; Characiformes; Serrasalmidae. The transcript is spliced from 9 exons. Gene Ontology annotation, cellular component: endoplasmic reticulum. Bases 489 to 1958 code for a protein of 489 amino acids. Gene Ontology annotation, biological process: peptidyl-proline hydroxylation to 4-hydroxy-L-proline. Gene Ontology annotation, molecular function: procollagen-proline 4-dioxygenase activity; iron ion binding; L-ascorbic acid binding.
ACUUCACAAUUCCAAGGACGUUUGACAGCGGUAGCUCCGUAUCUGUAACUGUUGUGCUUAUUUAUUGGAUAAAUAUGAUCACUAAAUCUUGAGUAAUUAACAUUUGAGGGAAACUGAAUAAGGCAUUCGAUUUAGUUUACGUUAAGUCUUUGAAAUACAUUAAGACCUGGAUUAUCGCGUCAGGUAGUUAAAUUAUCCAGCUGGUUAACGGUAGCUUCACAGUACUCGCUGACAGGCAGGUGGGUUUCUGAGAGAAACCGAAGCACAUAAAAGGCACCAGCAGAGCAGUAAAUCACCAUGCAAAUAAUACCUAAAAGGCAGUUUGCGUGAAUGAGUUUUUUUCCCGAUAUCCCGUAAGGAGCCAAGUGGCAGCGUUAACGUCUCUGGCGAUGCCAUUUAUAAACAUCGUUUGUGCUACAGAAUGAGGCGAUAGAUUACUACAUGGCAGAAAGAACGAACAUAAAGCGUUUUGCAGAGUCGUAGUCGAGAUGGUAGAAUAUCAGGAGAAUUUCCAGAGUACCGAAAGUUGCUCAGAUGGACCACCAACACCUUUCCAGUCACCUCCGCCGCCUCCGUCUGCCCGGGACUCUCUUCGUCUCCAGAGAAGCAGCGUCUGCUCCCGUGCGUACUUCGUGGUAGUGAUGGUCUUCUUUCACCUCUACAUAAUAAAUAUUAUAGCCUUGCUAUUGUAUGUGCACUAUAACACUGGAUCCGGGGAAGAUUCAAAGAACGAACCCAACCACGCUGACAGAAGCUCGAGUGUAACAUUAGCCCCUCCGGCAUCCGGCGAGCUCCACUCUGCAUCUUCAGGCUCGUCAGGACCCAUAUUUCAUCUCCCACGCUUGGAGGGUAUACGGGUUGGCCACAUGCAAACAGUGUCCCUCACUCUUGACCAUACUCAUAAGUUGCGGACCCUCAGCCUGAAGCCUCUGUUAUUUGAGAUUCCAGGGUUUCUGAGCCCAGAGGAGUGUGGGGUUGUAAUGCAGCUGGCGCAGUUAAAGGGCCUAACUGCCAGUCCAAAGUCAACUCCCGUGGACAGUCAAGAGGAACAGCUGACCCAGGAUGAGCUCUUCAGUCUGCUAGAUCUCAACCAGGACGGCUUGCUACAAAGAGAGGAGAUUUUGAGUCUGUCACUCUCAAAUGAUGGAUCCCGGCUGAGCUCAUAUAACUUGCGGGAAAUUCAUAUGGGUCUUGAAAGAAGCCCUGCUGGAGUGCUGUCACUGAAGGAGUUCAGGCAGAUGAGUGGUAAUGUGUUUCAGCAUGGUGGUGCUGGGCAGGGCUUGUAUGGAGAGAACCAAAUUAGACACAUGAGCAUCCAAACACGACUGUUCCUGGGAGAAGGCACCCACCACCUUCUGAAGAGUAUCAAGAACAGGGUGACUCGUUUAACCCGACUCCCAUCUUCAAUGAUUGAUCUCAGUGAGCCGUUGGAAGUGGUUCGCUACGAGCAAGGUGGAUACAGUAAUGCCCAUCAUGACAGUGGCCCCUCCAAUCCAGAUAGCUGCUGUUUGCAUACAUAUCUGGCUGCAAACAGCUCCACCCUCAACCAAAUAGUAUGCAGAUAUGUAACUUUGUUGCUAUUUCUGAAUACGGUGGAUGGAGGCGGGGAGCGCAGCUUCCCCAUGGCUGACAACAGGACUUAUGAGGAGGAGGCCUUGGGUGACCUUUCUCAGCAGUACUGUGCCAAAGGGAAUCUGAAGAUUAAGCCUGUUGCCGGAACGGCCCUGCUGUGGUAUAACCACCUCUCAGACGGCAAUGGUUGGGUAGGAGAAUUGGACGAGUUCUCUUUGCAUGGCGAUUGCAUUGUCACUCGAGGCUCUAAGUGGGUAGGUAGCAUCUGGAUCAACAUCGACCCUGACCGACAACGUCAAGAGCGCUUCCAGCGCCUGGUCUCUGGUCAGCCCCUCAGGUCAGAGGAACAUGGGACUGAGCACAAUGACCUCCACCAGGACUUAUGAACUUCCUGCCAAUGCUUGUCUGUGCAGAUCAAAGGCUUUUACCACCAAAAUACUCAUCUUUAUCAUUGUAAUGUACACUGCAAUACUGUUCUCAGGUCAUCAGCAAUGGCCACCUCAGGCAAUAGCACCUUUUGUAGUCACACUGCUGCCUGGUAGUGCUAAUAUGUUGCAUAUCACUUAAAUUUAAAGUUUGACAGAGAAAACCACUCUUGAUACAAAAUAAACCUCAAAAUAAAUAUUUAAAUGGUAUUGAGAGCAAUUCCUUGAUUUAAAUAUUAAAUAUUGAUGUUGCAUAUUUCUUGUUAAGUAAGUUAUUGUCUAUUUAUUUGCACAUAAAGCAUUUAUCUGUUGAUGUCUUGGUUUGUUUAUGUACAUGCACUUUCUCAGUUUGAUUCAUUACAACAGAUGAGGUAUGUCUAUACUUACAUUCCAGUUAAGGUUAUGUUGCAUUUCAGGUUUUAAAUGGUAAAUAAAUGCAAAACUCAGCCUG